This is a messenger RNA of Scylla paramamosain (green mud crab), 873 nucleotides long. Its product is annotated as solute carrier family 22 member 20-like. Gene Ontology annotation, molecular function: transmembrane transporter activity. NCBI's taxonomy places the organism in Eukaryota, Metazoa, Arthropoda, Malacostraca, Decapoda, Portunidae. The record is from RefSeq and is a predicted model, not a curated record. The coding region runs from base 16 to 720 and encodes 234 amino acids. Gene Ontology annotation, biological process: transmembrane transport. Gene Ontology annotation, cellular component: membrane. The transcript has 6 exons.
GCAGGGCGAGUAGCUAUGGCGAACAAUAGUAGAAGUGUGAAGCAGCAAGCGAAGACCGUCCUCAGUCUCGUCGCGGCUCUCGGCAAGAUGACACGGACAGAUAAGCAGUUUGACGAUCUCUUGGCCUCCUUGAAAACCCGAAGAUGGAACCUGUGCAUUCUGGUCCUGGUUAGCCUGUUCUUCAUGGAGCUGCCUAUGUUCGUGUUCUCUGGAGCCUUUGCCGUGCCCAACAUCCCCCACACCUGCAUUGCCGCCACAUCUGAAGGUCCCACGCCUGAAGAGCAUCCCAGCACCUCCCCUACAUCUGCCUCGUCUGAUCCGGCUAAUAGAACCCUGGGCUUGGCUGGUGAUGAUGAGUCGUGCUCGCUACCAGGGGGUUCAUCUGGGUCGUGCACCAGCUGGGUCUUCAACAACACCGUGUACGGCCGCACUCUGACCUCCGAGUUCCAGAUGGUGUGUGACAGAAAGUCCCUGCGAGGGCUGUACAGCAGUGCCUACUUCAUCGGCGGCAUCUUUGGCUCGUCCCUGGGCGGUUGGUUGUCAGACAGGUUUGGCCGCAAGAAGACAAUGAGUCUGGGGAUCGUGGGGUACCAGACCACCGCCAUCAUUCUGCCGUGGCUGCCCAUCCUGACUCCUGUCUUUGUUCUUCGCUUCAUCAUGGGCUUCCUGCACCCCUGUAUGGUUCAGUCCAGCUUCACGCUAGUGAUGGAGGUGUUUUGAGGAGCGGUGGCGGUCGGCAGCCGGCAUCCUCAUCUUCCUGCCGUGGUGCUUUGGCAUGAUGGUGAUGGCCGGGAUCAGUGCCCUGGUGCGGGACUGGCGCUGGCAAAACUUCUUCCUCGCCCUGCCCUGGCUUCUGUUGCUGCCGUUCCUGUG